AUGGAGGCUAUUGGUGUUACUUUGUCAGUGUUACCUAUAUUCAGUGUCUGUCUCGAAUACUUUCAGUAUUUUAAGACCGCCCAGUCCUUCUCGUUCGACUCUAAGAUUCUGUUGUGGAAACUGGAUUUCGAGCAUGAAAGAUUUAUUAUCUGGGGAGAGAAGCAUGGAUGUUCUUUCGGCGAAAAAGACUCCCAGUCUAGCGGCCCAGAUAACAAGAAACGUUUACUAGUUGAGAAUGCGUUGACGUUGAUCGCGGAGUUGUUUAAGAAUACACGGUACUGCACGAUAAAUAUGGACACUGCAGCUUUGAAGCGGUUUAAAACUCGUUUCAAGAAUAGAGAUACUCUCACCAAUGGCACAGAUCUUGUCCCUAGUCAACCUGGUGCGGCGGCGAAAAUUAGAUGGGCAGUAUAUGAUAAGAAUAAGUUCGAGGUCUUGAUAAAGGAUAUCAGAGAUCUCGUUACUGGGCUGUACGAGAUCCUUCCGGUUCCCAAUAAGGAACGUGAUCGACUCGUCCUUGACGAUAUGAGAUCGCUUUUACCAGAUACGGAACAACUCAAGCAGGUUGAAAUAGCAAGCGAAGACUUAUAUGUUGCUUGGUCUGAAGCUGCAAGUAUAAUGAUACUAGCAUCAGAAGCUGGCAGUGUAUCAGCUGCAGCUGUUCCAGUUAUGGAUCAUCCUCAAUCCCAGGCAUUUGUCCGCCAAGAAAGUGGGGAACGAGAGCAAUUCGCUGAGCUUAAUAAGCAACUGGGCUCUGUAGCACAUACGAAGUUCUGUAUGACGCUUACACCGCAAUGCCUUUCAGCAUCCACAGCUGUGCCGUGUACACCUCAUCUAAUUGAGGAAACCCGUGUACUCAAUUCCGACUUUCCCUCCUUCACUCCAGAGGGCUACCAAGUCAUUUCCAGCUUGGGCAAUCUGAUUACUGAUAAAAUCAACCCGAAAUUCCCAAGCCGUGCUCUGGAGAUAUUGGAAAUUGCGAAUUAUGAAGCUGCGGCUUCGCAAGCUUUAGCAAUCGAGUCGAUGCUACCAGCUGAGGAUAUCAAGAUAUAUUGCUCCCCAUGUGCUUGUGCCAUUAGAACAGCACUAAGAAUAAGCAAAGAACGUUCGACAUUGCUUAUUGAGUACACUGUGAGGGUAGACGAGAGACUGCCACCCAGUUGUUGCUCAUACUCAACUCUCGUUGACGCUAUCUCAUCUCUACUGCGUAUAAUCCAACUCGCUGAGUCUGGUCAGCUGGGAAGAAUUGCAAAUGUCAUAGAUCAUAACCUGUUGAAAUAUCUAGAUAGGCAAUGGACCGAGAAAAUGUAG
Glarea lozoyensis ATCC 20868 is the source of this 1311-nucleotide messenger RNA. RefSeq lists its product as uncharacterized. Lineage: Eukaryota; Fungi; Ascomycota; Leotiomycetes; Helotiales; Helotiaceae. The record is from RefSeq and is a predicted model, not a curated record. The coding region runs from base 1 to 1311 and encodes 436 amino acids. The transcript has 3 exons.